UGUUCUAGAGCCUUCCAUCGCAAAAUUCACGAUCCAUGUGAGAGAAAGGGUGUGAGAGGGAGAGAGAAAGAGAAAGAGACUCUUCCUUCUAACCAGGGUUAGUUUUUAACCCGACUUUAAGCGCAAAGUUAUAGUUCGUCUCGUCCUAGGACUCUGAGACACAACAGCAAACAAGGUAUAUAGUGUGAUGGUCUGCGACAACAACUCACUGAGUCAGCGUGGAACCAUUCCCUGCUGCUCUUGAAUGUUGAAACUUUUCCUUUGAUUUCAUCUUCACCACCUGCCGCCUUUCUAUAUGCUUUUGAAUUAAUUAAUCACUGCGUUUUUGUUUUUUGAGGAGUUUGAGAUUGUGUGGUCCGGUCAGAUCUCGGAACCUGAUUUUUUACUCUUGAUCGGUCACUUACAAUGGUUUGCUGAAUGUAGCAUAGAGUGUUAUAUUAGUUGCUCUGUUUCUGGUUUCUGUCCAGAGUUUUCAGCCUUUUGGAGUUGUGGGCUGAGAUCUAACUGAAAUCAUCAAUUGAUGAUAAUUUGGGGAUUGUUUUCAUUAAUUAAAUAUCAAUUGGUCCUUGGUUCAGAGCUUGGCGCCUUCUUGGGAAGGAAGGAAGACACUCUCUUCCACAGCCGCUGCUGACCAGAAAAAUAGUUGGUUUCUUGUCCAUUUCAUGUCUCAUAAGUUAGACAGCCCAGUUCAAACCCAGAUGGCAGUGGCAGUCUUUAAAACUCCGCUUAGCGGAGAAUACCAUGGGAACAAGAAAAUGGAAGGGAAACAGCCUGCAGGGAGGAGACGGGUUUUUGUUCAAACAGAGACCGGUUGUGUAUUGGGGAUGGAGUUGGAUCGCCGUGACAAUGCUCAUACUGUGAAAAGAAGGUUGCAGAUUGCUCUCAAUGUGCCCACUGAGGAGAGCUCACUGACUUUUGGGGAUAUGGUGUUGAAGAAUGAUCUUAGUGCGGUCAGAAAUGAUUCCCCACUUCUCUUGACACGGAACAUUCUGCAUCGGAGUUCUUCCACUCCGUGCCUUUCUCCUAGGGGAAAUGAUAUCCAGCAAAAGGAUAAGAGUGGUCCUAUUGAGAUACUGGGGCAGUCUGAUUGCUUUUGUAUUACCAAAAAAUUGAUUAGGGAAAUUGUGAAGGCAAUUAAGAUGGGUGUUGAUCCAAUUCCUGUUCGAAGUGGGCUUGGAGGUGCAUAUUAUUUUAGAAACAGCGGAGGUGAGAAUGUCGCCAUUGUGAAACCAACAGAUGAAGAGCCUUUUGCACCGAACAAUCCCAAGGGCUUUGUUGGUAAAGCACUUGGUCAACCAGGCUUGAAACGUUCAGUUCGGGUUGGGGAAACAGGGAUCAGAGAGGUAGCUGCUUACCUUCUUGAUUAUGAUCACUUUGCAAAUGUGCCUCCCACUGCCCUGGUGAAGAUCACACACUCAAUCUUCAAUGUCAAUGAUGGGGUAAAUGGGAGCAAGUGUCACAAAAAUGAUCUGGUUAGUAAGAUUGCAUCUUUCCAGCGGUUCAUAAAACAUAAUUUUGAUGCAAGUGAUCAUGGGACAUCAAGCUUUCCAGUUUCUGCAGUGCAUCGCAUAGGGAUAUUAGAUGUUAGAAUUUUUAACACUGAUAGACAUGCGGGAAACCUUUUAGUGAGGAAGCUUGAUGGUGUUGGAAACUUUGGUCAGGUGGAGCUCAUUCCAAUUGACCAUGGCCUAAGCUUGCCGGAAACUUUGGAGGAUCCUUACUUUGAGUGGAUCCAUUGGCCACAGGCUUCAAUUCCAUUUUCAGAUGAUGAACUUGAUUACAUUAGAAAACUUGACCCUGGUCAUGACUGUGAAAUGCUGCGAAGGGAGCUCCCCAUGAUCCGAGAGGCUUGUCUGCGGGUGUUGCUUCUCUGCACAAUUUUCCUAAAGGAAGCUGCUGAAUUUGGUCUCUGUCUCGCUGAAAUUGGUGAGAUGAUGAGUAGGGAAUUUCGUGCUGGUGCAGAGGAACCCAGUGAACUGGAGAUUAUUUGUAUUGAAGCGAGGAAGCUGGUAGAGGAGAGAGAGGUGUUUUCACCUAAGGCUGAUAUGGGAGAUGAGGAGUUCCAGUUUGAUAUAGAUUGCGAGGAAAUGGAAUUUGAUUUUACCCAGAAAAUGGCAGCUGAUGACUGUGGAAUUAGGGCUUCAUUUCAACUUGGAAUUGGGUUUGGGAAUGGCCGUUGUCCACUUUCAAAACUGGAGGAAAGCAUUGAGGAGGCGGAGGAAGGUGAUGAAGGCGAUGGAGAACAAGAAGUUGGGACUUUGCCAGCUCCUGAAAGGAUCCCAUCCAUCUCAAAACUUUCCAUGUCACUGAAGAACACCAGUCUGGGUGAGAAGAAACAGAAGUACCAGAAAUUCCUUGGUUCAAAACCUGAAAAUGGGUAUCUUUCUAAUACAUCUUUGGGACACAGAAGUGCCAAUGAGUUGCUUCCUGCUAGUGUAAGCUUUGUGCAGCUGGCAGAUUUAACUGAGGAGGAAUGGAUGCUGUUUUUAGAGAAGUUCCAGGACCUGCUCAAGCCAGCAUUUGCUAGACGUAAAUCAAUUACCAUAGGUCAGAAGCAGAGACAGAGGCUUGGUACAUCAUGCCAGUUUUGAGGUUUAGAAACCAGUCUAGUGUGGUAUGGAAGGGCAGCCAUGAUAUGACAUGAAGAAAUAAGAUGUAGGUUUGUGGGAGCAUUAGAUUGUUAGGGUAGAUUUACGUAAUGGGUUUUCUGCAUGGGAGGUGUUGUAGGUGAAAGCAGUAGUACGAGGAAUUGCUGUAAAUUAAGUGGAUAGCUGAGUAGAAUUGUUUGUAUUUUCUUUUUAAGUUUUUGUGUUGAUAUUCCUCCUCUUUAACUCCAUAUGGGACCUGUCUGAUAAAUAAUUUGUAGAAUUUUGUCUUUUAAAAUAAAAAGUUGAUGUAAAUGCUGACCCGCUUCGUAUA
This is a messenger RNA of Mangifera indica (mango), 2919 nucleotides long. RefSeq names its product phosphatidylinositol 4-kinase gamma 5-like. Bases 663 to 2591 code for a protein of 642 amino acids. The transcript has 2 exons. The record is from RefSeq and is a predicted model, not a curated record. Lineage: Eukaryota; Viridiplantae; Streptophyta; Magnoliopsida; Sapindales; Anacardiaceae.